Doryrhamphus excisus (bluestripe pipefish) is the source of this 2104-nucleotide messenger RNA. RefSeq lists its product as uncharacterized. NCBI's taxonomy places the organism in Eukaryota, Metazoa, Chordata, Actinopteri, Syngnathiformes, Syngnathidae. Gene Ontology annotation, molecular function: RNA polymerase II cis-regulatory region sequence-specific DNA binding; DNA-binding transcription activator activity, RNA polymerase II-specific. Gene Ontology annotation, biological process: regulation of transcription by RNA polymerase II. Gene Ontology annotation, cellular component: nucleus. The record is from RefSeq and is a predicted model, not a curated record.
UCAGUGGCCAUGUUGGACAACUCCAAUUUUCGAUAAGUUUGCAACGAAAUGAUUGAAAAAAGUCCGAGAGACGACGAGGGCGUGGCCAUGUUUGUCUUUCUUUUGUCGAGUUUCCAGAUUCCACGCAAGCGAGUCGACAUCGUGAAUCGCUGUUCAGAAAGUCUCGGCGUCGCCGUGCGGCUUCCCCGGCUAGCUUAGCAUGCUAGCUGCUAACAAAGAGACACGGAAGUGACCAACAUCGCCAAGCAGAGACCGAGUGUGAGUGGAAAGUGUCGGCAUCGUGUGAAAAUGUGUCAAGUCCAAACGCUGAGAGGUUGGUGAGUCGUCGAAGAAAUAUUUGUAGUGUUGGAAAGAACCAUAGCAGAGUACGAGGAGGAACUUUCUCGAACAAAAGAGGAGAACGAGCGACAACGUCAACUACUGGACGCCGUUUUCAGGAAGCAGCAGGUUGUCCCACAGAGAAGGCACCCCCCCGUUACGCAACUCCAAGUGUCUUGCUGUGUGCAGUGGACGUCAGUGAAGAACAUCUUCCCUCUGAGCAGCUGGAGCUCUGGGAUGGAGCAGGAGAAGCCACAGCCCCCCCACAUCAAGGAGGAAGAGGAGGAUCCACAGUCCCCCCACAUCAAAGAGGAAGAGGAGGAGCCCCAGCCCCCCCACAUUAAAGAGGAAGAGGAGGAGCACAGCAUCAGCCAGGAGGGAGAGCAUCCGGAAGGACCGGAGGAGUUCCCAGUGAUCGGUGUCAUUGUGAAGAGUGAAGAUGAUGAAGACGACGGUGAAGGUGAGGAGAAGAGAGAGGCGGAGCCUCCAACAGAAGCUGAUGGAGACCACUGUGGAGGAUCACCAGCAGACAAGCUCUUAGCUCCACUAUCAGAUAGUGAGCACACGACGUCACACUCUCCUGACACUGAUGAUGAUGAUGAUGAAGACUCUACAGCUGAUAUGACAUGUCACCCUGACAACACACGCUUGAAAUGCCACCACUGCGACAAGAGCUUCAGCGACCGCAGCAAUCUGAGGAGACACAUGAGACUACACACGGGAGAGAAACCAUUCAUGUGCUCAGUGUGCAAUAAAAGAUUCUCCCAGAAGGCACAUUUGACAGCACACACGCCAAUGCACACAGGAGAGAAACCUUUUGUCUGUUCUGUGUGUGGUAUCGGUUUUGGACUCAACCAUCGUUUGCGAACGCACAUGAGGAUACACACCGGAGAGAAACCUUUCACCUGUUCGGUGUGUGGUACAGGUUUUGCACGAAAUGAACAUUUGAUAACACAUAUGAGAAUACACACCGGAGAGAAACCUUUUACCUGUUCAGUUUGUGGUACAGGUUUUGUACAAAAUCAGAAUUUGAAAAGACACAUGAGAAUCCACACUGAUGAGAAACCGUUGAUACCACACACAAGGAUGCGCACUGGAGAAAAAACCUUCACCUGUGCAGUAUGUGGUAUCGGGUUUGGACGAAAUUAUCAUUUGAAAACACACAUGAGAAUUCACACUGGAGAGAGACCUUUCGCCUGUUCAUUCUGUGGUCUAGGGUUUGGACAAAACCAGAACUUGAAAGCACACAUGCGGAUACACACUGGUGAGAAACCUUUUGCCUGCUCUGUCUGUGGUGUAGGUUUUGUUCAAAAUCAGAAUUUGAAAAGGCACAUGAGAAUACACACUGGUGAGAAACCUUUUGCCUGCUCCAUCUGUGGUGUGAGUUUUGGACAGAAUCAACAGUUGAAAACACACAUGAGAAAACAUACUGAGGAGAAGCAGAUGUCUGUUCAGUCUGCAGCAGAAGCCUUCUAGACCCAACAACACUGGAGAGCAAGUGUUGACUUGCAGUGUGAUGAACAUUGUCUACACACGUUGGAGAGCUAGUGUUGACUUGCAGAGUGAUGAACAUUGUCUACACAGGCUGGAGAGCUAGUGUUUAUUUGCAGUGUGAUGAACAUUGUCUACACAGGCUGGAGAGCUAGUGUUUAUUUGCAGUGUGAUGAACCUACCACUUAAAGGUACAGGAUGUGAUUGGCUGGCGACUCGUAGCUGGCCCACGUCAGCUAGGAUAGGCUCCAGCCGUGUUGGAAAUGCGUGUAUGUCGUGUCUUUGAAGUACAUUA